AUGGACCAGGUCGCCAGCGACCUCGACUUCGACGAGAAGUGGAACGAGUGGCUCGACUGGGCAUUGGACGAUGCCGCAAACAUUCCGACACUGCCUAUCGCACUAUCGCUCGGUCUGCGUCCGUCUCACCUACGCCAGAUCGCGCUCCAGUUCCACCGCAACUAUGACCUCCUGGAAGGUGUCGACUUCGACGACAGGCAGAUGCCCGCGUUCGAUUCUGCCCAGAAGCUUGUAGCUGGUGUACAGGAGUUUGAGCGACUGUGCAGCUUCUCCGAACUCCAGGAGAACGACCAACUCUACCAGCACGUCCAGUCCAAGCUGUCGUCUAUCCGGCAGCUGUCUGAGAUGGACCCAGGAUCGCCCGCUGCGCUCGGAAUGCUGUCUAGGCUCAUGCCGAUUCGCAUGACGCGCGGACGUCAGGGCGACUGGCUCAACGACUCGGCCUCAGGCGUAAACGCCUGCAAACUGCUCAAGGAAUAUCUGCAAGAACACCACGACGCUGUCGCCGAGGAGCUAGACCACGCAAGGGACGUAUCGCUUCCCCCGAUUCUCAGCGCUUUGCGCGACUUCGUAGUCGGGUAUGAACAGGAGCGUAAACGCGAGGGCCGCGCCGGUUACCACGACCUGCUGGUAUGGGCGCGGAAUCUGCUUAGAGACAACAUAGACGUCCGCGACCACUUCAGGCAGCGGUAUACGCACAUUCUGCUCGAUGAGGUCCAGGACACCGAUCCGAUUCAGACGCAGAUCGCCAUGUUCCUCGCCGAGGAUGUUCUGGAUGGCACACCGCAGGAAUCGCGUCCGACGGACUGGCGUCAUGUGACACCGGCAGACGGCAGGCUGUUCGUCGUCGGCGAUCCGAAGCAGUCCAUCUACCGGUUCCGAAGGGCUGACGUCCGACAACUCAACAUCCUCAGAAGACAGAUGAGCCAGACGUCGGUCCACCUGGACCAGAAUUUCCGUUCCCACCGCCCGAUCAUCGAGUGGGUGAACCACCUGUUCGGUAGUUGGAUGGAGGCCAGCGAGUCGCAGGCCGAGUACGUGAGCCUCCGACACAGGUGGGAAGCCGCAACGGACUACGAAUGGGCCCCGUGGGUUUGGUAUCUCGGCGACGAGUUCGACUCGCCGAUCGGCGAGAUCAGAGCACUGGAGUGUCAGAGCAUCGCGGCCGCUCUUGAGCAAGUUCACCGCAACCGCUGGCAGGUCCGAUCCGGAGAGAUAAACGGCGUACCGGACUAUCGACCCGCAAAGUACUCGGACAUCUGCAUCCUGAUGCCUACGCGCACAGGACUGAGGGAUCUGGAGGUCGCACUCGACGACGCGGAAGUACCAUACAGGCUCGAGGGCAGUUCGCUGAUCUUCGAUACGCAGGAGGUCCGCGACCUGCUCAACUGCCUCCGCGCGAUAGACGACCCCGGCGACGAGGUAGCGAUAGUGGCCGCGCUCCGCUCCCCCGCCUUCGCCUGUACCGACGUGGACCUGCUCCGGUACUACGAAUCAGGACGUCGGUUCGAAUAUACCGCAUCAGGUGCGGCACAGGCUCAGGCACGUUCGAGUCCAAUUAACGGCUCCGUAGCCGAGGGGCUGGACGCACUCUGCGACUACCAUGAGCGCAGGAUUGUAGAAGACAACGGUCGCGGCUGGCUGAUCCUGAUAUGCUCUCGUCCGGGACCGACGCAGUGA
Messenger RNA from Geodia barretti, 1680 nucleotides. Lineage: Eukaryota; Metazoa; Porifera; Demospongiae; Tetractinellida; Geodiidae. The record is from the annotation of a GenBank genome assembly.